AUGAGUGCAUCUAUUGAUGCUGCCGAUCUAUUCAACGUCAAUGGUCUGGUCGCCGUCAUAACUGGUGGCGGAAGUGGAAUUGGACUCGUGAUGGCAAAGGCACUAGAAGCCAACGGAGCAUCAAAGGUAUACAUUAUCGGGCGGCGUCUAGUCGCUCUUGAACACGCAUCAAAGCAGUCGAAAUUUGGCAACAUUAUACCAAUCCAAGGGGAUGUAACAUCGAAAGAUGACCUACAACGCAUCGUCGCGCAAGUGGAUGCCGAAGAAGGUCACAUUGACCUUCUCAUUGCAAAUGCCGGAGUCAGCGGCCCUGAUCUCAAAGGACUAGCGACAUCUCCAUCACUCAAUGAACUACAAGAUAAACUCUGGUCGCCUAGUGUCGAGGCCUUUGCCAGCACCUAUACUGUGAACACAGCCGCCACGUUUUUCACGAUCGUCGCGUUUCUGCAAUUGCUCGAUAAAGGAAACAAGAAACGCCACAGGGCAGCACAGCGAAGCCAGGUUUUGGCUACGAGCUCAAUUUCUGGAUUCAACAGGAACGUUCCAGGCGGAUUUGCAUACGGUGGGAGUAAAACUGCCACGACGCAGAUGAUGAAACAAUUUGCAACCCUACUGGCGCCGUUUAAUAUUCGAAGUAAUAUCAUCGCACCAGGAAUAUUUCCGUCUGAAAUGACAACAGCGAACUUCGCAGACAAAUCAGAGGAACCAACCCAGGUUUUUCCAACUUCAGUUAUACCUGAGCAGAGAAUGGGAGACGAGCAGGACUUGAGUGGUGCAAUUUUGUUUUUAGCAUCAAGGGCUGGGGCAUAUUGUAAUGGAAAUGUGCUCGUGAUUGAUGGCGGCAGACUCAGCGUCACGCCCGCCUCUUAUUAG
Penicillium verrucosum is the source of this 873-nucleotide messenger RNA. RefSeq names its product SDR family NAD(P)-dependent oxidoreductase. Bases 1 to 873 code for a protein of 290 amino acids. The record is from RefSeq and is a predicted model, not a curated record. The transcript has 4 exons. Gene Ontology annotation, molecular function: oxidoreductase activity. Lineage: Eukaryota; Fungi; Ascomycota; Eurotiomycetes; Eurotiales; Aspergillaceae.